AUGCUUCACGACAAAAGGCAGUCUGUGGAAUACAUCGUAGCUGAGCAUCCCGACGAACCAGAGGCCAAGCAGCCGCCUCGACGAGUCAAGCUGCAAAAGCCGCUGCGCGGUGCUGGAGCCCGCUGUGUCGAGGUCAUUGUGGAGGAAAGCCACGACGCCUCGGCAGCCGACGUCAGCGAGAACGAAGAGGAGCUCGAGGAGCAGCAGCGGUUCAAGCAGUUUAUCUCAAGCACCCAGGCCAUGGCCUCAGAGGCUGAGGAUAAGCGAUGCCCGCACGGCGUUCACCAGAUGCAUCCGUUCUACGACAGCGUGGGCAUGACGCUGGUCAUCAACGAGCUGAAGCCAGAGCGUAUGGUCGAACUGGGCCACAACACACCGUCGGCACUCCUCGAGUCGGGCAUGCAUGAGCUAUUCUGGACGGCCUACGAGCAGCUAUCGGAUCAGGGCCUGGCCGCCGCUGCGGUGACGCGUCUGUUUGACGACAAUGAAGGGCAGUAUCGGCAUCGCCCCAUGCGGCAAGUACAGCCGCAAACCGUCAGCAGGUACCUGAGUCUUGGGACACGCCUGGUCCAAUUUUUGCUGCUGCUGGAGGCCAUGCCAGCCCCCGAUCCGUCCAGCUUUCUGGGCCAGGUGCUUGCCAGCCGUGGCCCUGCGGUAAUUGAUGCCACCGUGGCUCUGAGUGUGGGCCUGGACGCUGAAAUGACCAAGAAAGAGCUGGUUGAGCCCCUCACAUCCCUGUGGCUGGCCCUGGUGGAGGUGGAGCUGAGCCUCUUUGACAACGACAAGGUGCACUUUGUCAACGUCUUCCUAUUGUGCACGGCCGUGUCCAAAGGAAGCGGCAUCCUGCAAGACAUCAGGCAGUGGACCACGACGCCCGCUGGACUGCUGUACGUUUUCAAAUUGUUCCUGCUUCGCCGUGGCAAGAAUGAGUCGUGGUCAGUGGCCAACGAGUUGAGGCCGUAUAUGCAGCCCGGGCGAUUGGUGCAUUUCUUGAGCCAGCGCAUGAGCAUGGCACGAACAGCGAGCGUGGCCGAGGGGCAGGCUGGAGUCGACGUCGACAUCCGAGCCGAUGGCGACGUGACGGACGAGACGCUGCGCACCAUUGUCUGCCGAGGUAUUGAGCUCAAUGUGGAGGAGCUCGGGGCCGCAUUGGAGCAGAUGCGCAAAGACAUGACGGAAAUAUUGGACAAGCACCUCUUGCUGGACUCACGCCUGCGGAAAGAUUACGAGAAAGAAUAUGAGCGGCUGCGAUUGAAGGAGGAUCGGACCAACAGGGUCAAGAACUGGUGGGUGGGCCAUGGCAGUCCAGCCGAGAACGCGCUGUUUGAUCACAUUGGCCAGACCCCGAGUCUGCGGCAAGAGUUUAUCCAAACCGAGCAUGGGUCCAAUGGCGAGCUGACCUUUCGAGAGGACAGGGUGCGGGUAUGGCUCCUAUAUGUGUGCAGGUUCAACGAGCUAGCCCUCACCUACACGCACAUUGCCGGAGGUCUGCCGCCACGAGCCUCUGUGUAUCAAGGGCUGUCCUACAAAAACGGCGUUGGCCGGCAACGAUCUGCGUUUUUUGCCGAGAAGCAGCUCUCCAUAUUGACCCGCGUGAGCAAGACCUACUGGCUGUCCCUGAACGAACAGCACACCUUUCGAUACAUGGACCAGGAAAUCAGCACGCUGAUAUUCAUGUAUUUGCUGCUGUGCAAGCCUCUGGAGCACAUGCUGAGCAGCUGGCUGCAAAAGCGGGGCGGGCUGGACACCCCCGACGACGAGAACGGCAUUCACAAUGCCGAGCAGGACGACGAAGAUUUCCUCGACGACGAGUUGGAUGAAGACCACAUGAGCCACGACGAGACGAUGACAUUGCGACGCGAGGUCCGGGACGCUCGAAACCACUACAACAACAGCCACCUCCUCUUCAAUAUUGCGCCCCUGCAGACGAUGGUCAGCCCAGCCACCAUUUAUGCGGCAUUUCGUCGACAAAUGACCACGUACCUGCAUCGGCCAAAGCUGGGGGUGGCCACGUGGCGACACGCCGCAACCUUCUGGAUGACGACGUUUGUGAUUAACCGACUGUCGGCCGAGACGACCGGCGCCCUGGGCAGCCUGAUCCACACUCAAGCUCAACACUCUGGGGACACGGCCCAGCGGGCCUAUGCGCGCACAGCGAGUGACCAUGUGCAAACCAAAAUGUCGUCGCGACUGAUGCAUCAAGUGGCCUCGCAAAAAUGGCAUGCUUUGUUUGGACUAGAUCGCAAGCGCAGCAUAGCCGAGUUGACCGCGAACCAAGAAGCAUUGGAAGCUCGCUAUCCCAUCAGCUGGAACCCGGUGACUGACCUCUCGCCCGAGGCAAACGGGCGUAUCAUCAUGAACACGAGGGCCGAGCAUGACGUACCCUACAUGACCCAGCUGGCCAAGCAGGCGAGCAUCUCGUGGGGCCACAGUUUCAACAGCCAAGAACAGUUGGACCUGGCUGCGGCCAUUGACCAGCACCGGCCGGAAGAUGGAUGGCUAAUUGUUGCAUUUGGUCGGGCUGGUCGCGAUAAACAGGGAGGAACUGCCGAGCUGUGGCUACCAGUGAGACGUGGGCCAGCACCAGGCAUGGAAAAGUUUGUCGAAGGCAGUGCGUGCCGCAGCUGGGCGCUCGGCAAGUUGCUAGAUCCCCGCGCCGCGACAUGCUUUGCUGCCGGCCAGCCGCUUUGUGACGUGUGCGCAGGAACAGCACAGCGCCUGGAGCCAGCAAUAGCUGCGCGCCAGCAGCGCGCUGCCCAAGCGUUGAGUGUGGCGCAUGUGGAAGCAGAGCCCGAGGCGAUGGCGGAGGAGGAAGAUGUGUUGUCUGAGCCACCUGCAGCACGGCUCGAGGAAGAAGAAUCGAUCGGGCCAGAGUCCGCUUUGGAUGUAACUUCAGCAUCGAACGUUGACACAGUCGCGUCCCCAGGACCAGGUGCCGUUGCAGCGCAGUCGAGCAGAAGCACUCUACGUGUCCAGGACACGGCUGUGGUGGCGACAAAUGCAGGGCCAAUGACGGAUGCUGCCGUGCCACGGAUACAGACGAGUGCUGCUUGGAUUGAUGAGGCAGCUACAGCAUCCAUGUCGGUGCCAGCUUCACCCAUGAUCUCUGAUGCUGAUGACGAGGCGCCUUUACAGCAAGAGGCGCGUGGCCCGGUGCAAACCACGAUGGCAGAGGACGAGAGCACGCCACAGCCAGUUAUGCAGUCAGCAGCACAGCCAACCCCCACGAAACACGCGCCAACCCCGUCGGCCUCGAUCAUUUGCGUGCCAGUACCAUCGGCCUCGGGUUCAACCUCCUCUCCGGCGCGAUCGGCUGCAAGCUCAGCCUCGGGUACACUGCGGCGUAAGCGAGUGCCGCUGGCAGCUGAAA
This is a messenger RNA of Monosiga brevicollis MX1, 3370 nucleotides long. RefSeq lists its product as uncharacterized. The record is from RefSeq and is a predicted model, not a curated record. The transcript is spliced from 3 exons. Lineage: Eukaryota; Choanoflagellata; Craspedida; Salpingoecidae. The annotation marks the transcript as partial.